Molecule: messenger RNA, 2545 nt
Organism: Momordica charantia (bitter melon)
Lineage: Eukaryota; Viridiplantae; Streptophyta; Magnoliopsida; Cucurbitales; Cucurbitaceae
Product: ARM-repeat/Tetratricopeptide repeat (TPR)-like protein
Molecular function (GO): protein binding
Source: RefSeq, a predicted model, not a curated record
AUUGUCGGAAUCUAAACGCCCAAACGUCGUCGUUUCGCCCGCCACCGGCACCGUCUACUCUCCUGCUUCUCUCUCUCUCUCUCUUCUCCCGUCCUCAGUUUUUGUAGCAGAGAGCUCUGAAUCAAAGCAAACCUUCCUGUUCACCAAACCAAAAUUUGAAUUUUUUCAAUUUCUUUAUAAGUUUUUCUUUUCCUUUCCUCGUUGUUGCUAAGGAUUACAAGCUUGUUUACUCGCGCUCUGGCUUAUUGGAAGCAGCUUUUUGCUCCGAGUUUUGGAGAUUUGAAUUGGUCCAGCCCAGUAAUGAGACUUUAGUUGUUGCCCUUCCGAUAAUUAUUUAGUCGAUAAUGGAAAAGGUAUCUACGGACUGUCCUUAUCCAGGAUGUUUCUUUUGUGUCAUGAAGGAAGGAAAUCCAAGUAAGCGGAAAGCAAGUAUCCUGAAAUUCUUUAGAGAGCUUCCUUCUCAGGACGAUGAUGGUCAAGUUCUCCCCAUUAGUGGCCUUUGGAACACAGCCAUGGCACAUCCUAACGAUCCUGAAUUUAUCGAAUUGGGAAUAUUUGAAUGUAUGUCUGCACUUAUAUGGAAGGGACUGAAAAAUCGCCGCUGGCUUUCUCACGACCAAAAUAUUUACAUUCCAUAUUAUGCAGCACAUAUCAUUGGAUCCUACACCAUGAACAUGGAGGAGUUUGCUGAAAGUGCUGUGCAUGCCGGGGUAAUUCCACCGCUAGUUGAACUUCUGAGGGGAAGAUUGACUUGGGUUGAACAGAGGGUAGCUGUUCGUGCCCUCGGACAUCUGGCUACAUAUGCAACUACUUUCCCUUCCGUGGCUAGCCACACUGAGAUACUCGAGCUCUCAAUUCAACUGGCAAUGAGUUCUCUUGAAAUUGUUUAUACUCACUUUUACCAGUAUGUGGACAGAAGGCUCAGUUAUCAUUGUGAUCUGCUCACUCGUGGAAUGGGAGGGGUCGAAAUGGAAUCCAGGAAAGCAGAGGAAUGGGCUAGUCAGUUACAGUGUUGGUCCUUACAACUCAUCAACUGCUUUGCAUUUAAACCCGAGUUUCUUCCAACUAUAUGCAAGCCCGAAUUCCUAGUAAAGCUACCUGGAAUGUGGGGCGGUCUCGUUAAUGAAAAUUCACCUGCUGGUAUUGGUUUAUUAAGAACAAUCUGCCAUCACAAGCUUGGUAGGGCACCUGUUGCUAGCUGUCCGAGUAUUAUCGAAGCCUUGUGUAACAUUGCCCGCUCUUCGGAUGAUUGGCAGUCUAUGGCUAUUGACUGUCUAAUGUGGUUGCUUCAGGAUCCAAAUACAAGUCAUAAGGUGAUCGACAAAGCCGCACCUGCACUUCUGGAUCUUGCAGAGAUAUCAUCUCUGGGUGAUCACAGAAAACUGGGGGAAUCCAUAGUUAAUGUUCUUCAAGAAUGUGUGCAAUCACAAGGGGCUGGACGCAGUUCGAUCAACAGCCGUACAAAGGAACAGAUUGAGGAACUACUAAAAUCAAGGCAGAGACUCAAGUGGGAAAAGAACAUGCCAAAAGAGGACCUUCGAAUCAAACAGGCCGCAGCACUAGUAAUCAAGCUCGAAGGAAAUUCCAUGUUUUCAUCAGGAAAUAUAUCUGCAGCUGCAUCCAAGUACUCCGAAGCACUAGCAUUAUGUCCGAUGAGAUCCAAAAAGGAACGAGUCGUUCUGUACAGUAACCGUGCUCAGUGUUAUCUUCUGUUGCAGCAGCCCUUGGCUGCCAUUGGUGAUGCCACACGGGCACUCUGUCUCCACAACCCUGUAAACCGUCAUGCCAAAAGUCUUUGGAGAAGAGCUCAGGCAUAUGACAUGCUUGGCUUGGCAAAAGAAAGCCUCUUGGAUGCCAUUUUGUUCAUAAACGAGUGCUCUCAGUCCAAUGAUCCCGAUCUUUCGUUAAGACAAAACAAGGUUCCUGACUACGCAGAACGACUUGUUAAGAAGCAGAUGCGUGCAGCUUGGCUAUUCAGGGAGGCAGCUAUUAAACAUGGCAAUGUCCAAUGUGAAGAUGGCGCUGGGGAUAUCUAUGGUAGAGAGACUGAUGAUUCUGAAUGGGAGACAGCCAGUGAAAGUGAUAUAGGAAACGAUGGAAGGGACGAAAUGGGAGAUGAAGAAGACGACGAUGACGAAGACUGUGAAUGGAAAGAUGAAGAUAAAUAUGAGUCAACCAAAGAGAUGAAGCAUGGCUAUAAAGUGCAGCUUGCUGAGAAUGAAGCAUAAAUUAGAGGAAUCACAAACUGAGUUGCAGGAUCUGAAGAAGAAGUCAUCUUUCAAAUCAUUGUUCAAAAAGUAAAACUUGAUUUCCUUUUUGUUCUUACUAGUUUUCUUCUCUCUCAUGGUUUCAUUGCCCCCAAAUUUAAUUUUCAAUCGAAUCCCCAACUGUAGAAAAUGAAUUAGGAAUGUCUAGAWGAUUUUCUCUCCCUUUUUUUCUUUCUUUCUCAGAGUGAUUAUAAGAGGUUUGUGUACAUAGACAAUUCCAUGUGUUCUUUAUUUUUAAACUGCAAAUUCCAAUCUUAUCAUUGAUUUUCUUUCGUGAA